AUGCUGCAUAUUCAUGCAGCUGCUACGCUGCUGCUGCUGGCGGCCGGAUCUGUUGCCCUAGCCUCCCUUGUGGGUGACACUACACUGUUGCCCUCCCGAGCUGCCACCAAGGAUGCCUGGUUCCCCUCCAUUCUCUACCCUUUCCAUGACAAUUUGGGGGAGGCGGCACAGCGGCUGCAGAAAACAUUCAACCGGGACUUGGAGCCCGAGGCCGGCGCCGGCGCCGCUGCGAACCCUGCCAUUCCCGAGGAGGUGUGGAAUAUCAAACAAAUGAUCAAGUUGACACAGGAACAUAUAGAGGCCCUACUGGACAAAUUUGGUGGGGAGCAUAAUCCACCGUCAGUAUAUCUGGAGGCAUAUGAAGAAUACACCAGCAAGCUAGACGCACUCCAACAACGAGAACAACACUUACUGGAAUCUCUGGGCAACGGAAUUGAUUUUUCUGUUUCUAGCUCUGCAUCAACGGACACCAUUACAUCUCCUUCCUCUUCUAGCCUUUCAGUGCUACCUUCAUCUCUUUUAGUUUUUCAAAAUCCCAAAGACGUGGCAUGGAGCAACCCCAAGCCACCACAAAACCCUAUCGUUAGAGUCUUCCUGCCCAACAAAAAGGACAGUGGUGAGUCAGUUUUAAUACCACCAUUUUGCUGUUUCUUUGUAUUUUUCAGAAAGAUCAGUUGUUGA
Molecule: messenger RNA, 681 nt
Organism: Saimiri boliviensis boliviensis (Bolivian squirrel monkey)
Lineage: Eukaryota; Metazoa; Chordata; Mammalia; Primates; Cebidae
Source: RefSeq, a predicted model, not a curated record